Puntigrus tetrazona (Sumatra barb) is the source of this 3128-nucleotide messenger RNA. RefSeq names its product proline-rich nuclear receptor coactivator 2 (gene pnrc2). The transcript has 3 exons. Bases 398 to 865 code for a protein of 155 amino acids. The record is from RefSeq and is a predicted model, not a curated record. NCBI's taxonomy places the organism in Eukaryota, Metazoa, Chordata, Actinopteri, Cypriniformes, Cyprinidae. Gene Ontology annotation, cellular component: P-body; nucleus. Gene Ontology annotation, biological process: nuclear-transcribed mRNA catabolic process, nonsense-mediated decay.
AGACAAACUGGAGAAGGAGAAUAAUACCAUUCCGCUGUAGACUCGGAUUUGAACAAAGAUUCGCAUAUCGGGAAAUAUUUUCUCCAUAAACAGCUACAGCUGACAUACUAGACCAAGGGAAGACGAAGGGCUUAUUCCAUCGAAGCCUAAGGAAGUCGAUUCACGGCUUCUAGAGCACCGUGCGCCGAGGUGAAUUCAUGUUCAGCUCGGUUACACGACAAAACAACGCUCAUUGGCACAUGAAAACUUCAGAUCUUGCUGGACAUAGAUGUGCAGCGAGAAGUAGAUCAACUACUUCGAGGACCUGGAGCCCGAUUGGUGAAGAGAAAUUAAAAAGUGAAGAGAACCACGCACUCAACUUUUCUACAACAGAGAGGUGACAUCCAAUCAAAGCAGUAUGGGAGGUGGCGAGAGAUACAACAUUCCAGAUCGCCCGGCGCCCAAGAAGAGCCACCAGAUCAGCAGGGGCAAGCAGAGAAGUCGAGACCAGAAUGGAGUGGUGCAUUCCGCCUCCUCAGGAGCCUUAGGGGUGCCCCAUCACCACAGCCAUCGCAGGGGUGAGAAGGGCACCAGCUAUUCUUGGUCUCCUGAGGCGCGGCAGGCCGCGUCUGUAGACAAGAAAAAUGCCUCAGUUCGUUUUGCCACACCUUAUGAUCAGAAUUGGGAGGGUACCGUGUCCCAACUGAACAAACUUUUGUCAGCUCAGUGUGGUCAGAACUAUGCUGGAGCCAAGUUUAGUGAGCCCCCAUCCCCAAGUGUGCUACCCAAGCCCCCGAGCCACUGGGUGUCUCUUCCCAUUGGCGCUUGCGAUCAUCGUGAGAUGAUGACCUUUCAGUUAAAGAGCCUCCUGAAGGUUCAGGCCUAAGAAGGUCACUCACUGCUGCUCUCUUAAGCCAAUAUAUGAACGAAGGCUCCGCUUGGGCGUCUUGCCCUCCUCUUGAAUGCUCCAGCUGCGUAAUAUAUUUUACAGCUAUUUUUAGAUUUGCGUCUUAAUAAGGUGAUGACCAUUAGGCAGGCAGAUGUUUCUUCUGAUGUUCACCACCUAACUUUUUUUAAAAAACAACUCAUGGUUAUUACGUUGCUGUAGCCUUGAAGAGCGGUCGAGAAGUUUUAGCGGAGCCGUAUGCCAUGACAAAUGAUGAACUGGAUGUCCUCCUUAAUAACUCAUUGCUCUGUUAUGCUCUUGUUUUGUUUUGUUCUUUUUUUGAUGGCUGUUUGUGACGGUCAGUGUGUUUUUUCUUCUCAACUAGGCCUAGGAGUAGACAAAAUCCACAGUUUCCUUGCAUUGUUUUUCGCUUGCUGAGGUUUGCUGCAUACUCUCGGCUUGAGUUUUAAUCAUGCAGGGAGUGUCAGAAACCUCUUGGUGCUAAGCACAGCAGCAUUUGUAGCGUUAUAGUGCAUACUGCAUUUCCAGGUAUCUAUUUUUAUUUUGCUUUUUGGGAAGUAAAAGCCACUCGACUUCGUUCUGCAGGGAGACCCAAGCGAACAGAAUACGAAGGGGAACAAGCUUAAGUGAACAUAGGUCAUUUGACUAACCUCAAGCCUAAUGAGGUGGCACAACGGACCUUGUGCUUUCAACACCUGUACUUUUUUUUCCCCUUCCUUUUUUUUUAAAUGGCGCUGUGCGCAUUGCACUAUAGGUGUUGAAAUUCUCUAAGGUUCACAAGCUCUAUUGCAGCGUUAAACUUUCUUUUUUGCAUCCCUUGUUUUAGCUUAGAAAACUAAGUGUGAUUUUAAUGUUUACCAAAGCUAAGAAAUCAUCAAUUUUCAGUUGAAACCCCCUUGCUUGACCAGAUCUGGUUACAAGUGCCAUAAAUCAUCGGGUAAGGCAUUAGCGUAUAUCAAGGUUUUGGUUGACAAAUCAUUUUUGGAAUUUUUUUUUUUCUUCUUUCAACUUGGCUGUACUUUUGAAAUGAUCACAGAGCAAAUAUGCGGAGGAGGGUUAUGAUGUGAGAACAUAGAUAUUUUCUGUGAUCUCAUCUCGUAGCCUUGUUUGCUAUGUGAUUGUUUUGAUACAGGUGUUAUGUUAUGAAAUGUGUGUAUUAUGGCACGGGGGAACUGAGAAAUAGGGCGCAAGUCCGGUAAGGACAUGUUUACAUUAUUGUUUUUAUUAGAAGGCAGGCAGCCGACAUUAUACACACACACACUGCCCUUUCUCACUUGUUGUUAUUCUUGCACUGCUGUUCAUUUGUGUUCAGACGUUUCAGACAAUGUUGCUCUUUCAACUGUGGAUAUGUGAUGAAGCACCCCUUCCCACUUAGUAAUGAGUGUGGUGGAAACUACCUCUCUCGCAGAACGUGAUGUUAAUAGCUAUCUUAAAGAUGACAAAACAAAGCUGAUGAGUUUUGAUAUGUGUAAUAGAGCCAUGUAAAUAAUGAAAUGUAUAAAAUGUUGUAGCAUAUUGUACAUUUGUGCGGGAUUGUUUGAAACCUGCAGAUAAAGUAUUUUUAGUAAUAACACUGAAUGUAAAAGCCACGCUAAGGACGUGGCUUGUUUUAAAAAUGCUGAAGAAUAUUUUGUUUAAAAAAAAAAAAAAAGAAAAUUUUGCAUAUAGUGCGUCAAAACCCCUGCACUGUGUGAUUUGUUGCCAGUGAUCUUGCACAUAAUAUUUUUUUGUAUAAUGCACCAUGUAGGGGCAAAGCGAGCUUUAAGUGCAAGUUAAAAAAAAAACAUUUUGAAAUCGAAAGGGACUUUUAUACAUUUUGUUUUUGAGUUGCCUAUGCAAAUAGAUUUUUAAUUUUUUUUUUUUGCAUUGAUAUAACCCUCAUUAUUUUGCCCUUUUUCCAGAGUACAUAAAGCAGUGUUGCAUUCGCCCCAAGUCAUUGGUCUUUCCUCCUUCGUCCAAUGCUUGAAGCCAGCAAAGCUGCAUUUUACCUCCAGAAUGCCAGAAAGAAUUUUAACCUUUUAAAGUAAUAAGUAAAAAAUUUUUUUAAUAGAAUGUGUAAAAGUCCUUUUCCUAAAUUUGGUUAUCUUGAACAAUUGGCUGUGAAUUUAUCCCAACCUUUAAAAUGUCACUUGAAAUGGAAACUGAAAGCCCUUUUGGUAAGAAUUGAACUAAAAUUGUACUCAAAGACUGUUUAAUUUGGUUGUCUAAAAAAAAAAGAAUAAAAUCCUUUCCCUUCCCCCCA